Molecule: messenger RNA, 831 nt
Organism: Aspergillus saccharolyticus JOP 1030-1
Lineage: Eukaryota; Fungi; Ascomycota; Eurotiomycetes; Eurotiales; Aspergillaceae
Exons: 1
Coding region: 116-745 (209 amino acids)
Source: RefSeq, a predicted model, not a curated record
UGUCCUCGUUAAGCAAUUAAAAAUUACUAGAAAAGAAUCAAAAGCUCUUAUGUACGCCGCAGUCAUGCAACUUUGGUGAACAAGGUGCGGCUUUGACAGCAAAACAAAAGGGGGAAUGAGAAAGGAUCAACAGAGAAAGCAGCUCUCCCAUCAAUGGUACAUGUCCUCCCGACCGAGAAACGUCUUAUGUUCAAGGUAUCUUUUGACCCGGGUUCGCCCUGACUCGACAGCCGCCUACGGAAUCGUAAGGCUCGGCGACUGGGUCCGAAGGAUCAAAGCAAGGAGGUCGUCGACCGGUGAGGGUAGGUAUUGUCGCCGAAAAUGCCCUUUACAGGAGGGCAGCGAUAGCAGCACCGGCCACAACACCGAGACCCAUGGGGGCCAUGGUGGCGAGAGGAACACCAGCACCCUCCGAGCUGCUACUGCUCGUGGAGGAGCCGCUGGUCUCGGAGGAGGAAGAGGAAGUCUUGGUGGAGGUGGUAGACUCAGUCUUCGCGGUGGUGGUCUUGGUCUUUACAGUCGAGAAGGACGAAGCAGGAGCGCUGGAGCCGAUGACUGCGCUAGAAGCACCAGCAGGAAGAGAGCCUUGCGAGGUGGGGAUAACAGGCUGAGAGGUCACAGCAGCGGAGGGAGCCUAGCACCAUGUCAGCAAUGGCGUUGGCUUGUUAGAGUGAUAGAGGUUUGCUUACCACAACAGCCGAGGACUGCGCAGCGGCGAGAGCGCCGAAAGCAAGCAGGAAGAUAGAGGAACGCAUUGUGAUCGUAGGUGGAUUAGAUCUGGUGGAGCGAUUGUGGAGGCGAGCGCGGAGUAUGGAGAUGCGGCCGAGAGUC